Molecule: messenger RNA, 1185 nt
Organism: Penicillium nucicola
Lineage: Eukaryota; Fungi; Ascomycota; Eurotiomycetes; Eurotiales; Aspergillaceae
Exons: 3
Coding region: 1-1185 (394 amino acids)
Biological process (GO): lipid metabolic process
Molecular function (GO): oxidoreductase activity
Source: RefSeq, a predicted model, not a curated record
AUGGCUGAACCUCAACUGAAGGAAAAGGGAGAUUUUCCUGAACCAAGGCUCGACACUCUCAGAGCUGCAAUUCCCCCGGCCUGUUUUCAACCUGCACUGUCUACAUCAAUGUUGUAUCUGCUCCGCGACGUGCUCUACUGUAGCCUUCUGGUAUUCUUUGCCAUACAUAUUGACACAAUUCCCUGGGCAUGGGCUCGAUACCCAGCCUGGAUGUGCUAUGGCUUUUAUCAGGGCUGCGUCGGCGUGGGCUUCUGGAUCUUAGCGCAUGAAUGUGGACACGGCGCAUUCUCUCUCUUUCCUCAAGUGAACGAUCUUAUAGGCUUUACGCUCCACUCAGCCCUUCUAGUGCCAUACUUCUCCUGGAAGACCACCCAUGCUCGCCAUCAUCGCUAUACUAGCCAUAUGGGGAAGGAUACUGCUUUUGUGCCUUUCACAGAGGAGGAAUAUGAAAAUUCCUUCCAUUUCCCCUUCCUAUAUCGCAUAGUCAUUCAGUCUGCUGAAGAUGCACCUGUGGUGGCGCUAUUUCAAUUAUUGCUACACCAGCUGUUUGGUUGGCCGAUGUAUCUUCUUUUCAAUGUCAGUGCUGGAGUGGACAGUUUACCCGCCCGAGACACCAGGCUGUCCAACGACAAGAGCCAUUUCAAUCCUUUCGGGGCCCUGUUCACUCCAUUUCAGAGGUUCUAUGUCCUACUCUCUGAUCUGGGCUUGAUCGCCACUGGGUGCAUGCUGACUGGGCUGUGUAUGAGAUUCGGUCUACGGCAGAUUCUUUUGUUGUACUUUCUACCAUAUCUCUGGGUCAAUCACUGGAUCAUUUCGAUUACUUAUCUCCAUCAUACCCAUCCGUCACUGCCGCAUUACGGAGACAAAAAUUGGACUUUUACAAAGGGGGCCCUGUCUACCAUAGAUCGCACAACGGGGUUUCUCGGUCGCCAUCUGUUUCACGACAUCAUCGAUUUUCACGUUGUUCAUCAUCUAUUCCCGAAGAUUCCGUUUUAUCGAGCCGAGGAGGCAACUCGGGCGAUUCAGCCUCUUCUUGGUCGACAUUAUAACGAGCAAAAAGCUACAUCGUUUACAUGGUCUUUAUACUCCACGUUCCGUGUCUGCAAAUUUGUGUCGUCUCGGCUUCAUACGAGCUCAGGUGAUGCUCAGGAGGUUUUCAGAUGGAAUACUGGCAAAGCGACUUAA